Molecule: messenger RNA, 1997 nt
Organism: Cicer arietinum (chickpea)
Lineage: Eukaryota; Viridiplantae; Streptophyta; Magnoliopsida; Fabales; Fabaceae
Product: RNA pseudouridine synthase 3, mitochondrial
Biological process (GO): enzyme-directed rRNA pseudouridine synthesis
Molecular function (GO): pseudouridine synthase activity; RNA binding
Source: RefSeq, a predicted model, not a curated record
ACUAAUUCAUUCUUCUUUUACUUGUUCCCCAAUUGUUUCUUCGUGCCUUUUGUUUAAAUUCACGAUAAAAGCAAAAAAUAAGCUGAAGCUGAUGGAUGACUCUUAGAUGCUAUUUUCUCCAUUAAUUAAAAAUAUGUAGCAUACGUGGCAACAUAAAAAUUAUUGGAUAAAUCUAACAGUGUAUAUUCUUUUGACUGCAGCGUCUCGACUACAGCAAAUCAAAAUCCGUAACACCUCUCUCCACUCUUGCGCGCCGCGACCUCCCUCCCACCAGGCCACCACACCUCUUGUUCGUAGUUCGCGUGCAGUGUCGUCUUCUCCCUCUUCGCUUUUUCUCGGUCUCCGUCUCCGUCGUGCUCUCUGCGUGGCUCUGCGAAAUCACUAAACCAAACUGAAACAGUGGGAAACAGAUGUUGAAACAGAUGAGCAAUAACAAUGGUUGCUCAUGGCUCUCAUCUAUAGUGAGACACUACUCUAGAAUUCGUCCACCAAAGCCCGUUUCUGUCGAAAAAGUAAUCAGAGUUUCUAAUAACAUUGCUCGCUUGGAUGUGCCCAAAGAAGGUCCUAAACCCAGACAGUUACUAUCAUUGCCUCCUUUUCCUUGUCACCCUUUGCCUGGCAAAAACUCAACCAGUGCACCUGGAAAGCGUGACCAUGUCACUGCUGUCAACUGGAUUAAAUAUUAUUUUAAGGGCACGUCUGGUUCUGUCAUUGAGUCACAUUUCAGGGAGGGUCUUGUGCAAAUGGAGGACCUAAUUGUUGACGACUCUUUCAAACAAAAGAAAGAGCUGAUGAAACCUAUGCGAAAGAUUAGACCCAAUGAAGUGAUGAAGCCCGGUGCCAGGGUUCAUGUCUCAGUAUCCAUGGCUGAAACUAAGAUUUCCAAAAGAUUUGAUCCUAUACCAAGUGGAACACUAUGUCCAAAUGCUGAUGAAAUUAAGUAUCUGCAGAGGCUUGUGAUUUACAAGGACUCGGCGAUUAUUAUGCUAAAUAAACCUCCGAAAUUGCCGGUUAAGGGGAAUCUUCCAGUUCAUAAUAGCAUGGAUGCAUUGGCAGCUGCAGCACUAUCCUAUGAUUACGACGACGGACCUAAACUGGUUCACCGUCUUGACAGAGAGAGCAGUGGCAUCCUUUUACUGGGGAGAACAAAAGACAGUGUAUCUCACCUUCAAUGGUUAUUCAGUAACAUAAACAAUACAAAAUCUUCUUGUAAGGCUUGGAAUGAUGCAUGUGAAUCUACAUAUCAAAGAUAUUGGGCAUUGGUGAUUGGGACUCCCAAGGAGAAGGAAGGCAUAAUUCAUGCUCCUCUUUCUAAGGUGCUUCUGAAUGAUGGGAAGACUGAGAGGGUGAUACUAGCUCACGAGUCGAGUAUAGAACCUCACCAAGAGGCUGUAACUGAGUAUCGGGUGCUUGGUCCAAAGAUAAAUGGAUGCUCAUGGGUUGAGCUGCGUCCACUUACUUACCGGAAGCAUCAGUUGCGUGUCCAUUGUGCUGAAGCACUUGGGACUCCAAUAGUCGGUGACUAUAAGUACGGUUGGUUCGUGCACAGCCGAUGGAAACAAAUGCCACGAGUUGAUAUCGAGCCAACAACCGGUAAACCAUACAAGUUGCGGAGACCAGAAGGCCUAGACGUUCAGAAGGGAAGCGUCUUGUCUAAGGUCCCUCUAUUGCAUCUCCAUUGCAGAGAACUUGCACUCCCCAACAUUGCUAAGUUUCUGAAUGUUUUAGAAAAGAGCUCACAACAACUUGAUCCUUCACUUAGCUUGCAGCCUGAUGUUCUUCGCUUUGUGGCAACAAUGCCUAAUCAUAUGAGAAUUAGUUGGAAUCUUAUGUCAUCCUAUUUAGUUUGAGAAAAUAUUAUUAACUUAUGGAGAAAGAAAUAGAUGUCAAUCUACUAUUUUAAAGUUAAGGCAUGAAUCUUUUUGCGUGCUAAGAUUUUUGUAAAAAAUUUGAUCUUACUAAAUUUAUGUUAGUUAGAUUAAUGCAUGAAUUAGUGU